UACGGAAAUGAUACUUUCAACAAAGGGGUCUUGAUGAACGCUGGGGUUCGAGAGUCUCUUAAAGAAGCAGCCUAUCAUUGUUUUGUUUUCCAUGACGUAGACAUGAUCCCAGAGGACGAUCGGAACAUGUAUUCUUGCCCCCAGUUUCCACGUCACUUGUCGGUUGCUGUGAACAAAUUUAACUAUACGCUACCGUAUUCGUACCUAGUAGGCGGAGUGUUUGCUAUCAAAACUGAUCAUAUUAUAGAAGUCAACGGUUAUUCAAACCUCUACUGGGGUUGGGGUGGUGAAGACGACGACAUCGCCUAUAG
Messenger RNA from Limulus polyphemus (Atlantic horseshoe crab), 311 nucleotides. RefSeq names its product beta-1,4-N-acetylgalactosaminyltransferase bre-4-like. The record is from RefSeq and is a predicted model, not a curated record. Gene Ontology annotation, molecular function: N-acetyl-beta-glucosaminyl-derivative 4-beta-N-acetylgalactosaminyltransferase activity. Lineage: Eukaryota; Metazoa; Arthropoda; Merostomata; Xiphosura; Limulidae. The transcript has 2 exons. The annotation marks the transcript as partial. Gene Ontology annotation, biological process: carbohydrate metabolic process; glycosphingolipid biosynthetic process.